Molecule: messenger RNA, 1821 nt
Organism: Morchella sextelata
Lineage: Eukaryota; Fungi; Ascomycota; Pezizomycetes; Pezizales; Morchellaceae
Exons: 2
Coding region: 1-1821 (606 amino acids)
Biological process (GO): mRNA splicing, via spliceosome
Cellular component (GO): nucleus
Molecular function (GO): RNA lariat debranching enzyme activity
Source: RefSeq, a predicted model, not a curated record
AUGGCAAACCCCCUGCGCAUUGCUGUCGAGGGCUGCGGCCACGGCACCCUCAACGCAAUCUACGACUCCAUCGCCAAAGCCUGCGCCAUCAACAAAUGGCCCGGCGUCGACCUGCUCAUCAUCGGCGGCGACUUCCAAGCCGUGCGCAACAUGCAGGACCUCAACAUCAUGUCCUGCCCCGAAAAGUACCGUGCCCUCGGUGACUUCCACGAAUACUACAGCGGCAAGCGCCGCGCACCCUACCUCACGCUCUUUGUCGGCGGAAACCACGAGGCCAGCUCGCACCUCUGGGAGCUCUACUACGGCGGUUGGGCCGCGCCGAAUAUUUACUACAUGGGCGCAUCGUCGAUUGUGAAUUUCCGGGGCCUGCGUAUUGGGGGGUUGAGUGGCAUCUAUAACCCACACCACUACCACCUCCCGCAUCAUGAGCGCCUCCCGUAUAGUCCGAAGGACGUAAAGUCAGCGUACCAUGUCCGCGCGUACGACAUGUUCAAGCUGUACCAAGCGCAGGAGCCGAUCGAUGUGAUGGUGUCGCACGACUGGCCGCAGGGCAUUGAGCACUGCGGCGACUUAGACUGGCUUCUGCGCAAGAAGCAGUUCUUUCGCAGCGACAUAGAGAAGGGCGAGUUGGGGUCGCCGCCGGCGAGGAGCCUCCUGUAUAAGCUGAAGCCAAGAUACUGGUUUAGUGCGCAUCUGCACGUCAAGUUUGCGGCGGUCGUGGACCAUGGGGCGGCGGGUGGCGCAGUGGAGAAGGUAAACGAGACGAAGGACGUGGAGAGGGUGAAGGUGCGGAAUCCGGAGGAGCUGGAUAUCGGUCUUGAGGAUGAGGAGCCGGCUGCGCCGGCGGUGGUGAAGAAUCCGGACGAGCUGGAGAUCGAGCUGGAUGAAGAGGCCGACGCGGCUCCGGCGGUGCCAGCGAAGAAUCCAGACGAGCUGGACCUCGACCUGGACGACGAGGAGGAAGGCGGGGUGCCUGUGCCGCCAAAGAACUCGGACGAGAUCGAGCUCGACCUUGACGAGCAGCCCGAGAACCUCCCUCCCGCUGCGGCCGCCGCAGUCUCAAACACCAACACCAACAGCGACGAGAUUGACCUCGACCUCGACGACGACGCGGCGCCCAGUACCGUCCCCGCCCCCGAAACCAUCACGCCCGAACCCCCCCGAAGACCAAUCCCGCAAAACACAAACCGCUACACACACUUCCUCGCCCUCGAUAAAUGCCUCCCGCGGCGCGAGUUCCUGCAGAUCCUCUCAAUCACGCCCACCUCCCCUGCGCCCUCUUCCGCCUCCACCAGCCCAUCCGGCCUCUCCUACGACCCCGAGUGGCUCGCCAUCACACGCGCGCUGAACCCGUACCUACACAACCCGCCCACGCACCCGUACGCAUCGUUUCAGGACCCGGUGCACCAGGCGCAGAUCACGGCCGAGAUUGCGAAGCAGAGGGAGUGGGUGGAGGAGAAUUUGGUGAGCAAGGGGAGACUGGCGGUGGAGGAGAAUUUUGUGAGGGUUGCGCCGACGCAGGAGAUGGUGAGGAAGGAAGAGUGGGGGGUGGGGCCGGCGCCGUAUGGGAGUCCGAUGACGGAGAAGUUUUGUGGGUUGGUGGGGAUUGAGGAUGGGACGCUUGUGGGGGGUUCGAGUGGAGGUGGUGGGGGUGGAGGUGGUAGUGGGGGUGGAUGGAGAGGUGGUGGAGGGGGCGGAGGAGGUGGAGGGUGGAGGGGUGGUAAUAGGGGUGGUGGUGGUGGGAGGGGAGGGGGCGGGUAUAGAGGCGGUGGUGGGAGAGGUAGUGGGAGAGGGGGGAGAGGGGGUAGGGGUAGGGGAUAG